Molecule: messenger RNA, 993 nt
Organism: Spirodela intermedia
Lineage: Eukaryota; Viridiplantae; Streptophyta; Magnoliopsida; Alismatales; Araceae
Source: the annotation of a GenBank genome assembly
AUGGCGGUACUGGUGGUGCUCAUGCUCGUGGCGGGGCUCCUCUUCUCCGGCGCCGGUGAGGAAUGGGUCGGGAGUGUUCUGUGUGGGGUGUUGCAGGGGGGUUUCUUGCUCCGGCGAGCUGUGACGAUGUGAGUGUGAUGGAUCUUUUGGCAGAUGCGACGUGGUGCGUGUGCAGGAGCGACGUCGGCACCAGCUCGCUGCAGAAGACACUGGACUACGCGUGCGGCGCCGGCGCCGACUGCAGCGCCAUCCUGCAGAAGGGAAGCUGCUACGAGCCCAAUACCGUGCUAGCCCACUGCUCCUGGGCCGCCAAUAGCUACUUCCAGAAGAAGGGCCAGGCCGCCGGCAGCUGCGACUUCUCCGGCACCGCCGGCAUCACCACCACCGACCCCAGUAAGAGGAACAUCUCUCUCCAUUCCUCCCCCCACUAAAUCUCCCUCGUCCCUCUCUGAAGACGGCGAGAAAGCACACUUAUUCUUCCGUAUCUGGGUUCGUUUUGCAGGCAUCUCCGGGUGCAGCUACCCGUCCUCCGCCAGGUAUCGGCUCCGCCCUCGCCCCCGAUCCUGGAUUCAUCGUUCUGCUCUUAUCUUGCUGGCCAAAAGAGAUGAUUUCGCUGUUAUUUAUAUCGAUCUGUGGCAUUUGAUUUCUGUCGCUUUUUUUUCCCUUUUUUUGUCAUCAUCCCGGGGAAUCUGCUCGUAUUCCAUCGACAUUCGGGUGAAGCAUCGUUAAAUCACAGUACUCUUCUUCUUCUUCUUCUUCAUCAUUUCCAGCUCUACCACGCCGACCUCCACCAGCACCAGCCCACCGGGGACGACCACCACAACCAGUGGGACCCCAACCUUCACCUCUCCGACCACCAACGGCAUCGUCGGAGGCCUCGGCCCGACCGGCACUGGCAUCUCCACCGACGGCAGCGGCGCGGGGUCCCUCUCCUUCUCUCCGGCAGCCGCCCUUCUCCUCCCCGCCCUGUUUGUUCUCAGGCUCGGCUGGUGA